AUGAAGUAUUUUUCUGCCAAAUAUAAUGGACAAGAAUUAGACCCAGAAUUAUUUCUUGUAGAAACUGAUGACAAUGAAGAAUUCGAUACCGAGAGCAGUGAGGAUCUUUUUAAUUACAAUGAAUGGAUUUUAAAUCUGGUAUAG
Messenger RNA from Entrophospora sp. SA101, 144 nucleotides. The record is from the annotation of a GenBank genome assembly. Lineage: Eukaryota; Fungi; Glomeromycota; Glomeromycetes; Entrophosporales; Entrophosporaceae.